AUGGAUUGGACUUCAUUUAAAUCAAAAUUCGCUUAUCAAAUUUAUUUUUCUUAUACUCUUCCAGAUACUCAUGAAUAAAUGAUUGAAACAUUAUGUAAAGACUAUUUUGAGACACCACUUCAUUAUAAAUAAUCAAACCUUAGAUUUUAAGAAGUAGCAUUAUCUAAGUUAAUAAAAAAAAAUGCAAGUAUCAUAAAUGACCUACAAAAUGUUCAUGAUUUUGGAGAUUAAAUCUUAAGAAUGCAUUAGUAAUAUUUUAUAUAUAUUAUUAAUAGCAAAGAGAUAAAGAAAUAAGUUCCAUACUUCUUACAAUGA
Messenger RNA from Paramecium sonneborni, 315 nucleotides. The record is from the annotation of a GenBank genome assembly. NCBI's taxonomy places the organism in Eukaryota, Ciliophora, Oligohymenophorea, Peniculida, Parameciidae.